Achroia grisella is the source of this 1372-nucleotide messenger RNA. Its product is annotated as all trans-polyprenyl-diphosphate synthase PDSS2-like. Gene Ontology annotation, cellular component: transferase complex; mitochondrion. Gene Ontology annotation, molecular function: prenyltransferase activity. Gene Ontology annotation, biological process: isoprenoid biosynthetic process; ubiquinone biosynthetic process. Lineage: Eukaryota; Metazoa; Arthropoda; Insecta; Lepidoptera; Pyralidae. The transcript is spliced from 5 exons. The coding region runs from base 112 to 1368 and encodes 418 amino acids. The record is from RefSeq and is a predicted model, not a curated record.
AAUAAAUAAAACAAGUAAUUAUAAUCACAAAAUUAUUACCUCCAAUACUGCCAUUAAACAUUUUACACUUAAAAGAAUCAGCGACGAAGUUUCUGGAAGUAUUUAAUCAUAAUGUUUUUGGUAAAUCGUGGCUUGUGCAGAACAUGUAAUAUGCACAAAUGUUGUAGUGCAACAUUGGAGUAUUCCCGUUGGAGCGGCCUGGAAUUAGGUCACCGUCAGGACUUGGAUUGGAGGGAUGUAGUCUCCGAGGCGGAGCAAAUUGUGGGCUACCCGACCUCAUUCCUCAACUUGCGCUGGUUGUUCAAUGACGAGAUCGCCAAUACUGCUAUUCAUUUGAGGAAAUUAGUGGGAACAAACCGCCCCCUUCUAAAGUCUGCGAAGAAUCUCCUGAUUGGAGCUAAGAGCAACCUGCAAUCGGUUGGUCUAAUCAUUGUCCUCCUAUCGAAGGCUGCCGGUUUCAAUCACUUAGAGUUCACGAGGGAUCAAUACGAAUCAGGUGUGCUGCACUCCCAGAGGGCGCUGGCAGAGAUUGUAGAGAUGAAGAGGACAGGUCACAUGAUCCACAAGACCAUGGUCAACUUGCAGGCAGAAGAGAGACAUGGAGACAUAUAUAACGAUCUACUGUAUGGGAAUAAAAUAGUGUUGCUAACUGGCGAUUAUCUUUUAGCGACGUGCCUGCACCAGCUCGGCGGAUUGCGUAAUAAUCAAGUGACAGAGCUGAUCUCCACUGGUCUUCGGGAUCUGGAGGAAGGUGAAUUUUUCGGUGAACACGAUAAAGAGAACAAUCCUUGGCCCACACAACCUAAAGGCAGCAAUGAAAUCAAAUGUCACUACGAUUGGGAAAACGAAGAUAACCUCCUCAAAUUGGGGUCAAAUGAAUUCCUCGGGCAGGGCAAAGACGAAUGGAUAUUACGGACCAUGCUCACGUCAGGGAGUAUCCUCGGCAAGGGAUGUCAAGGGGCCAUGAAGUUAGCAAAUCGUGGGGAACAAUUAGAAAGGGAUGCGUACACCCUCGGAGGACAUUUGGCUCUGAUGUGGCAGUUACAUUUGGACAUUAAAGACUUUUUCACCCACCCAAAUUGCUAUUCACUAGUCGGGGCUCCAGUAACCUUCGCUCUAUGGGAGUAUCCCACAAUAUACGGUCACAUUCUAGAAGCGAAACUAGAAGAGAAGUCAGUGGAUUACAAGCAGUUGUAUUACACUGUCAGAGGUACAAGAUCAAUGGAUUAUUUAGCUGAUUUUCUGGACGAUGAGCUAGCGGCUGUUCUGAAGUAUUCUGAAAGGUUUCCAGUGACUGAUGCGAGGUUGGCGUUGCAGAAGAUGGCACUCACGAUACACGGAGAAGCUGUAGAAUAUAUAGAAAAAUAAUAGC